AAUGCAAUAACGAAGAUGGUUUCCUGAAGCGCACAGGGCUGAAAUUGCCCGACACAUCUUCUUCUUGGUUUAACAAGACGCUGACCCUCAAGGAAUGCGAAGAAUUGUGUUUGAAGAACUGCUCCUGCACGGCAUAUUCAAGUUUAGAUGUCAAGGGGGGAGGAAGCGGUUGCUUGCUUUGGCGAUAUUAAAGGAUUCACCGAGGGAGGGCAAGAUCUCUAUAUAAGGAUGGCCGCUUCAGAAUUGGAUCAUCUUGAGAAAAAGAGGCACUCGAGCAAGAAGAAACUAAUAGCAUUCAUAGUCGGGUCAACAUUUCUAGUUGUGGGAAUGACAAUAGUUGCACUGGUCUCAUUCAUAUGGAAGAAGAAACUCAGAAACCAAGAAAUGACGAAAAGGAAUCAGAGGAAGGAUUGUGACAAUGGAGGUGGGAAGAAUGAUAUGGAGUUACCGAUAUUUGAUCUGGCGGCCAUAGCUAAUGCCACAGAUAAUUUUUCAAACAACAAGCUAGGAGAAGGUGGCUUUGGCCCUGUGUACAAGGGUAUAUUGCCAGACGGAAGAUAUAUAGCUGUGAAGAGGCUUUCAAAGAAUUCUGGACAAGGACUGAAUGAGUUCAAAAAUGAAGUUAUCUUGAUUGCAAAACUUCAACACCGUAAUCUUGUGAAGAUUCUCGGUUAUUGCAUUCAAGAAAAUGAAAACAUGUUAAUCUAUGAAUACAUGCCCAACAAAAGCUUGGACUCCUUUAUUUUUGAUCAAACACAGAGUAAAUUACUAGAUUGGCAUAAGCGCAUCAACAUUAUUCAUGGUGUUGCUAGAGGGCUUCUGUAUCUUCAUGAAGACUCUAGACUGAGAAUUAUCCAUAGAGAUCUCAAAGCUAGCAAUAUCCUUUUAGAUAAUAAUAUGAAUCCAAAAAUUUCGGACUUUGGCCUGGCUAGAUCAUUUGGGGGAGAUCAAAUUGAUUCCAAGACCAAUAGGAUUAUUGGAACACAUGGUUAUAUGUCUCCCGAGUAUGCGAUGCAUGGACGGUACUCGAUAAAAUCUUAUGUAUUUAGCUUUGGAGUUUUAGUAUUAGAGACAAUGAGUGGAAAGAAAAAUAGGGAAUUUUGUCACCCAGACCACGACCUUAAUCUUCUUGGACAUGCAUGGAAACUGUGGAUUGAAGACAGGUCAAUGGAGCUGAUCGAUGAAUUGGAAAGUGACUUGUACACUCUAUGUAAUGUACUACGACACAUUCAUGUCGGUCUGUUAUGUGUGCAACAAAAACCAGAAGAUAGGCCAAACAUGUCAUCUGUAGUUCGAAUGUUGACCAAUGAGAGUUUAUUGCCUAGGCCAAGGCAGCCGGGUUUCUUUACCGAUCCACUUGAAGCAGUUCCUUCAUCUAGCAAGCAUGCAACUUGUUCAGUAAACAGAGUCACCAUUACAUUGUUAGAAGCACGGUAAAUAUCAUCAAAUUGAGAGCAAAAAUAGAGAGUUCUUGUUUUUAAUGAAUUUCUAUAAUUAAUAAUGGUUUCAGUUUAUUUAGAUGAACAAAAAAUGUCUAGAAGCUGCUACUCUUUAGGACAAAAGGGUCAAAAAGAUAAAUAGAUUUGGCUUAGUGCAAGGCUGCCCCUACUGUAUUCAUGUUGUUUAUUCAUGUAGUAGAUUAGUCUUUACACAAAAGACUAUAUCAUGCGUUUCAGAGUGUGUGUUCUUUGAACAAUUUUAGAAUCAAUU
Messenger RNA from Alnus glutinosa, 1710 nucleotides. RefSeq names its product G-type lectin S-receptor-like serine/threonine-protein kinase SD1-1. Gene Ontology annotation, biological process: protein phosphorylation. The record is from RefSeq and is a predicted model, not a curated record. Gene Ontology annotation, molecular function: protein serine/threonine kinase activity; ATP binding. The transcript is spliced from 7 exons. Lineage: Eukaryota; Viridiplantae; Streptophyta; Magnoliopsida; Fagales; Betulaceae. Bases 148 to 1437 code for a protein of 429 amino acids.